Frankliniella occidentalis (western flower thrips) is the source of this 1108-nucleotide messenger RNA. RefSeq lists its product as uncharacterized. The record is from RefSeq and is a predicted model, not a curated record. Bases 237 to 1091 code for a protein of 284 amino acids. Lineage: Eukaryota; Metazoa; Arthropoda; Insecta; Thysanoptera; Thripidae. The transcript is spliced from 8 exons.
CCCCCCCGGCCGGCGGAGCGCGAGAGUUGAAGAGAUUGAAGUAUGUCCAAAAUCUCCAAAGUUACAGUCAGCUGAUCGUUGGUUGACUAAGUUUUAUUGUAUUGUACUCAAAAUUUUUUUUAUAAAGCUGUCAAGUGCAAGUGCACCUGUUAAGUAAAUGGAAAAGUAGACCUGAGAUCUGGGAUCAACUGUUUCAUUUUAAAAAAUCACUAACUUUUAUCAAUAUUGAUCUCACUAUGGCUGCAGUAGUUGCAGACAUGUCUUCGGAUACUCUCUCAUCCCUACACGAACUGUCAGUGGAGCUCACAUCACUUGGCUUGAAACCUUCGAUAAACCAUACUUCUAGUAGCCCAGUAGAAUUAUGUGAAGGACUUCUGAAUUCAGCCUGGAUGCUUGUCAACUUGAUCCACAGCAGAUCAAUGGGUCUAAACAACAGCUCUCAAACAUCAUCUGAAAGAGAGUGUUUUUUACGCUCAGAAAACCAAUCAUUGGAGGUGAAAUUAGAGUCAUUAAAGAAAGAUGUGGCUUCUAAAGAUGAAAUGCUUGCUAAAGAAGUUAAUAAUGUUUAUAAACUUCAAGGAGAGAUAAAAACUCAAAACCUUCAAAUCCAGAAGCAAAAGCAUGUGAUAACCCAGCUCACUGAUAAAUUGCGAAGUCACGAGAAAGACUUUCAACAUGAAGUGUUGAGACUGGAGGCACAAUGUGAACAACUCAGAGAAAUGGUCCGCAAGUCUCUCGGCAUGGGUUCACGGCCAAUACUAGGAGGAACAGUUGAAGAUAAGCUCGCAACACUAAAUGUCUCAGAUAUAUCGACAGAGAAUCAUGAUAGACUGAUAACAACUCUUAAUAGAUUAAAAUCCUCUAAUUCUGGCUUGAUACAAGAAAAUCUUACACUAAGGGAUGCACUGCAACUGCUCCACCAGGAUAUUCAACAAGUUUUAGGAUUAUCAAAGCACUCUUCAGCUACAUCCAGCAAUUUGGCUUUGGAAGCAUUUCGGCUUCCAGUGGAAUUUAGUUUGAAACAAUUAAAGGAAUUACGGCAGGAUCAAAUAAAAAUGUUAAAUGAAAUAAUAGCUUGUAAGAAUCAAUAAAAGUGAACUUCAAAUGA